UUGUAGGCUCUGUCACUCUGCAUAUGAAUUUUGCAGCAGUACAGUAGACCGAUGGCACAUCGCACGUUUGCACGACGGUUCGUCAUCUCUCUGUUGCUGCUUCUUCUCGUUUUCCUUCUCUCUCUCAUUCUACUUCCUUGUUUCUCCAAUGAGAAGAGCCGGGAAAUUCAAAAGAUGGUAACAGUGACGUCAUCGGACGACACACUGAAACGCAAUUGCCGGUCGAUUCUGGUGCUCGGAGCUGCUACAUUGACCAGAUUCCACGCUUCUCGUUGUUUGGCGCUGCGCAAGAAUGUCGACGUUAUUGGAGUGGACAAUCUGCAUGGACGUGACAACCGGACGAAGACAGAGCGCGCAUUUGAUCUCUACCGGUUGGGCAUAUCAAUUCAUUCUGUCGACGUUUGUGAGGAAGGGUAUGUAGCCGAACUUGUGGAGCAGCACGGAGUGUCGUGUUUUGUGCACGUGAUUGAUGAUGAGGUCAGUCUGUCUGGAGGAGGUGGUGGAUAUGAUGUGGCUGCACAGUUUGAGUGCUUGGCUCACAGUCUUGAGAAGAUAGCAGGGAAGGUGAAAAUGAGCUGCAUUUGUUAA
Messenger RNA from Corticium candelabrum, 588 nucleotides. RefSeq lists its product as uncharacterized. The record is from RefSeq and is a predicted model, not a curated record. The transcript is spliced from 2 exons. Lineage: Eukaryota; Metazoa; Porifera; Homoscleromorpha; Homosclerophorida; Plakinidae. The coding region runs from base 52 to 588 and encodes 178 amino acids.